Messenger RNA from Spinacia oleracea (spinach), 1871 nucleotides. RefSeq names its product protein SOSEKI 5. Bases 150 to 1550 code for a protein of 466 amino acids. Lineage: Eukaryota; Viridiplantae; Streptophyta; Magnoliopsida; Caryophyllales; Amaranthaceae. The transcript is spliced from 3 exons. The record is from RefSeq and is a predicted model, not a curated record.
UUCUUGUCCCCAUUCACUCCUCUCCCUUCUUAUUUUGAAUCCCCCCUCUUUCCCCUCUUCAUUUCCCAAACCUCCCUCCAUUUUUUUCUCCAAAAAAACAACAAAGAGUACCAAAAUUUCAAACCUUCUUCUUCUCUGUUAAUUCAUCAAUGGCGGUAGCGUUGAGUAGAGGACGAAGCGAGCAGCUUCAUCUCCAGAAAUUCAAAGAGAAACAAGAUGAAUACAACGACAACAGCAUGAAUUUGAUUGAUCAACAAAAGCAGAAGAAGGCGGUUUCUGUAGUACCAGUUGUUUAUUAUCUCUCCAGAAAUGGUCAGCUUGAACAUCCUCAUUUCAUGGAGGUUUCUCUCUCCUCUCCUCAUGGCCUUUUUCUCUCUGAUGUCAUCCAUCGCUUGAAUCUUCUUCGCGGCAAAUCCAUGGCUUCUCGCUACUCCUGGUCUUCUAAACGGAGCUAUAAGAGUGGAUACGUAUGGCAUGAUUUGGCGGAGAAUGAUUUCAUUCAUCCAGUUCACGGUGGAGAGUAUGUUCUCAAAGGCUCUGAGAUUUUGGUUGAAGCCGCUGUUUCGUCGUCCACCGUGUCUAAAUCCUUCGAAACGGAAACGACGUCGUCAGCUUCAUCUAGCGCGAAGAAUACUCCGGCGGCUGAAGACUCAGAGUUUCCGGUGGUAGUGAGGAAUCGGCGUCGGAAUCAAUCAUGGGGAGCGAUUGACUUGCAUGAGUACAAGGUUUACAAAGCUGAGUCGCCUCUGGAGUUCGCCGGGAAAGCGGCGGCGAACGCGUCAACUCAGACGGAGGAGAAACGACGUCGUAGGAAGGCGGUUAUAAUCAAGGAAGAGCCAGAGGAAGAGGAAGAAGAAGAGAGGAGAGAGAAAGUGGAGCGAGUGCAAGAAGAGGAACAACAGAGUACAGAGCUGAGUAGAGACGAUAUUUCACCACCACCGUCGGAUUCAAGCCCGGAGACACUAGAGUCGUUGAUGAAAGCGGACGGGAGAAUAUUACUUCCUUCAUCAUCAUCAUCUUCAUCACAAGUUGUUAACCACAGUGAUCACAAUCAGACGGUAGGGAGUUGUCCAAGUGGCAGAAUGAAAGCAUCUACAGUUUUAAUGUCUUUGAUCUCCUGUGGUUCGGUAUCUUUCAAAGACUGUGGGGCCACAGCGGUGAAAGACCAAGGGUUCUCGUUGAUAUCUCAUUAUAAGACUAGAGUACCACGUGGCACAAAUCAGAGCUUGGUGGAGGGGGGUAACGAGAUGAUGAUGGUGGAGAUUGAGAAUAAUGUGAGUAGUAAAUUUGCAAAAAUGGCAUUGGAAGACAAGGAGUAUUUUAGCGGGAGUUUAAUAGAGACAAAAAAACAAGAGUUUCCUACUAUCCUCAAAAGAUCAUCAUCAUACAAUGCUGAUCGGAAUGUGCAUAUGAAGUUGGAGGAGAAAGAAGUGGAAGGAGUAAGAGCAAAAUGCAUACCAAGAAGGCCGAAGACUCAAACAAGUACUAGUAAGAAACAAUGUGACGCGGAAAUUGCUCGUGCUUCUAUCAACAACACUCACCAAAAUUAAGAGCCUUCUUCAUUCUCGACUUCAUAAUGUUAAUUACUAGGAGUUCAAGUAUCUAAUAUGAUUUCCCCCCUGUUGUCUAGACUAUUAUUAUUAUUAUUAUUAUUAGUGGUAAAUGAUAGUAUUAGAAAAAUGAUGGAAAUUAACAAGAAGAAAAGGUUGAAAAAUGAAGGGGACAAAAGUUAAUACGCCGUAAGUAGUACGGUGGAUAACGUACAUUAGAACAUUAGGAAUUUCGUAGUUAUUUUGGGAAUUCGAAAAAUCUUUUGCAUUUUAGCUAUGUGCAGAAAAAAAUUAAAUAAAAAAGCCCCUUUCUCAUGUGAA